This is a messenger RNA of Stegostoma tigrinum, 4416 nucleotides long. RefSeq names its product adhesion G protein-coupled receptor E2-like. The record is from RefSeq and is a predicted model, not a curated record. NCBI's taxonomy places the organism in Eukaryota, Metazoa, Chordata, Chondrichthyes, Orectolobiformes, Stegostomatidae. The transcript is spliced from 19 exons. Bases 34 to 2361 code for a protein of 775 amino acids. Gene Ontology annotation, cellular component: membrane. Gene Ontology annotation, biological process: adenylate cyclase-activating G protein-coupled receptor signaling pathway; cell surface receptor signaling pathway. Gene Ontology annotation, molecular function: G protein-coupled receptor activity; calcium ion binding.
GUCACAUCCAGACAGACGACCUCUUGUAAAACCAUGGCAGUACUACCCUCAACAUAUCUCAUCUUCGUGAGCUACUUUGGGAGGUUAAUGAAUCAAUUUAUCAUCUCCAGUGAUAACUGCUCACCUUCUGUCUACUUUCAAAACAACAUGGCCUGUGUUGAUUAUGACCACUGCGAUAUGGAUCAAGUCAUUCAAAUCAAAGACUGUUCAGGGGCUGUAGCGUGUCAAGAUGUACCUGUGGGUUUGCAAUGUCAAUGUGUCAAAGGAGAAAAUUCCUUUUUAGCAGAAUUUUCUAAUUUGUCACCAAGCUGCAGAGAGAUUGACCAGCAUUACAUCAACAGCACGAUGGUCUUGAAUUCUAAAUUUUGUCCACCUGGAUACUAUUUUGACAGGAGAAUGUUCUGCUUUGAGUGGGCUUGUGAUCUGCAAGAUGAUGUUACGAUUAACUGGUGCACGACAAAUAGACGAUGUUUCGAUGACCCUAAUUAUCUUUAUUGUAAAUGUAGGCAAGUGUUUCGAUCAAUUAAAGCACAGAUGGAUGCAAUUUCACAAAGGUGCACAGAUGUUGACGAGUGUCUUCAAAAUCCAUGUGGUUCUGAGCAAGUCUGCACAAAUAAACCUGGAAGCUACAGUUGUGAUAACAUCACCUGCAUUGAUCAGAAUCAAUUUAACACAUCACAGUGCAGUUUGAUUAGCUGGGACCAGCAGAUUCAGACUCCCUGGUAUACAUUCCACAAAUAUUGUUCUGCGGUUAAUUCGAUUGUUGUUCUUGUGAAUGAGCAGUGUCAGGCUCGGAAUGGUGAACCUCUAUUUCAGAAAAUUCUUUCCAUUGCAAACAAACUGCUAAGGAAUGACUCCUUAUGGGAGAACUUGGAAAAUGAAGAACGGUUUUAUUUGGCUUCUGUAUUCCUGAAAUCAAUGGAAAACACUGCAAUAGUUGCCAGUCUAGACUUACCUGAUCAAGGGAGGAGAAUUGUAUCAACUGAAAAUAUUGAUCUGGAAAUGCAAAACUUGCAAGGGAAAAGUGCUUCAGACCCUGAUAUAAUCAGACUCCAGACAAAGGGCACCUUUAUAGAUGUUAUUCGAAGUAGAAUCAACAGAGACAAAACAAUGGGGACAGAUAUUGCUGUGGCAGCUUUGAUCGCCUUCAGCAACAUGGAUUCCAUCCUGAAUAGAAGUGUUUACAAUCUUGGGACCACUGCCAGAAAACUAAAGCCAUUCGGAUUGAUUUCAGAUGUAUUUUCAGCAAUUAUAAUCAAUAACCACGGCAAUGGAUUUGACCAGAUGCUGAACUUCACUAUCAAACACACCAAGGAAACUAAGGUUGAUUCUGAAUUGCACUGUGUCAACUGGAAUUACGCACCUGGGAAAAGCUAUUGGUCUCCCAAAGGGUGCAUUAGGGGAGUUUCCAACGGGACUCAUACUCAGUGCCGAUGCAGUCAGCUCUCCAGCCUUGCUCUGCUGUUGACCCAUUUUGAAUGGCAGACAGAGCCUUUCGCCCUCACUGUCAUUACAUUUGUUGGAAUCCCUAUAUCGCUCAUAUGUCUUGCUGUUGCUUUUGGAAUUUUUGCGUUUUGGAAGGAUCUUAAGAACACGUUGACUGCCACCCACUUGCACCUGUGCCUGAAUCUCUUCCUGGCCGAGCUGCUCUUUCUAGCUGGAAUCAACCAAACCAAAAACCGGGUUGUGUGUGGGAUUAUAGCAGGAUUUUUACAUUACUUGUUCCUGGCUGCAUUUGUUUGGAUGUUUCUGGAGGGCGUCCAGCUCCAUGUCAUGGUCAGAAACAUCAGAAAAUUGAGGAUGACCCAUUUGGAAAAAACUGGGAAGUUCAUGUAUCCUCUUGGCUACGGGGUUCCUGCAGUAAUUGUGGCUGUUUCUGCUGCAGUGUAUUGCGAUGGCUAUGGGUCACCCAGGCACUGCUGGCUACAAACACAUAGAAGAUUCAUUUGGAGCUUCCUCGGGCCUGUUUGUGCAAUAAUUGGGAUCAACACAUUCCUUUUUCUCUUAACUCUUUGGUGUUUGAAAAACUCAGUUUCCAAGCGUGACAUUACAGUGUCAAAACUUCAAAACACAAGGAUGUUAGCAUUUAAAGCCAUCACGCAGGUGUUUAUCCUGGGCUGUAGCUGGAUUCUUGGCUUGUUCCACUUUAGUGAAGAAACCCUGGUAAUGGCCUAUUUAUUCACCAUUGUCAACAGUUUCCAGGGCACCUUCAUCUUCAUCAUCCUCUGUGUGUUAAAUCUCAAGGUGAGGGCGCAGUGCCAGAAAUGGUUUUCCAUGCUCUUCAAAACAAAGAGAAUCAUGUCGCCCAAGAACAUAGCCACAAUCAUGCCAAAGAAUACCAGAGUGAGCUCAGGGUUAUGAAGAACCUCCUCUUGUCUCACCCACCGUGUGAGAUAUAGACCUGACGGAAGAAGAAUCAUUCAUUCGCUUUGCUGCAGUGAUGUGGGUAGACUUUUCAUUGCUACUUGAAUUGACUGGUAUUUGUACCUGGGAGCAUAAGCAUUGCAGACAGGAAUCUCAUUUCUGGCAACAGAUGCAUGGAAAUACCACCCUCUGGAAGACCCCACCCCAAAUUUAGUGCUGUCAUAACAAGUGAUUAGGUUUUGGCCAUUCCUUGGUUGUCACUGGCUCAAAAUUUUAAAUUCCCAUGAGCUAACAGCAUGUGGGAAAACUUGCAGUGGUUCAUGUAGGUGGCCUGAUACUUGUUUGGGAUAGGCAAUAAUUUGCCAAGAGCAACCACAACUCAUUAACAAAUUUGAAACGUUACACAUUACUGUCCACAUCCUAAACUGUGAUACACGCUUGGUAGGGCUAUUUGAAGUGUGACAACAAAACAGACUGUUGCAAGAACGAACCCUUCUCUGGAACCUGGCUUAGAGUAUGGCUCAGUUUGUGAAUUCGUUAACCUCUGAGUGAGAAGACUGUUACAUUGAGCCAGAUUCAUACACCUGACCUCAUUACAGUGUCCCUGCAUCUGUUAAGCUAAAGCCUGUGCCCCUCUGUUCAGGUGAACAUCAAGGCCCUAUCGGAGGAAGAUGUGGCAUCUGGGAGAAACAGAUUUAUGGGACCUUGUACAGAAAUUAUUAGAAACUAAAAAUAAAUCCAAAGGGCAAAUGAACUGUUUUUGUCCACAUCAAGAGAGCUGGAAUACAAAAAAAUGAAGUUAGUCUGCCUAUCCGCCUUUACUUAUUUCCAGGACCUCCAUUGGUUUGGCUCAUUUAUAUGGGCAAGUGCUGCAGGGGUUUGCCUUUGUCUUCUGCAGGAUGGUAGACCAGGAGGCAUUCUCACUCUUACCACUGAUUAUAAGACUUAUGGAAUGAUUCACUGCCUUAUAACCUAUUUAGCCACAAUAUGUAGGUGAUGGCAUUAGGCAAGCAAAUUCAGGCACAGGACUUGAACAUAACGGACCUCUUGAGAGUCAGUAUAAUUUUAUGCCUCACUGGUUAGGCACCAUUUGGAGAAACGCAUUCAGUUCAGAGCUCUGUAUUUGAGUGAAGACAUCCUGACGUCGGAGGAAUAGAGUUCAGACUCCCAAAAAGGAUACUGGAGUUUAAAUGGAUUUCAUGGACAAGAUCAUGUGAAUCAAUUUCUGCUCCUGUGGUGAAUCCAGAACAAGGGGAUGCAAUCAGAAUGUUUGAGUUUGGUAGUUUUGGUGAGAUACUAGGAAACAGUUCUUCACAAAGGGAAGUGGCAAACUGGAACUCUUCCUCACCCAGAAAAUACCGGAGGAUGAGGAUCAAUUGAAAUGUUUAAGAACUGAUAAUGAUGGACAUUUGUUAGGAAAGGGUAUUAAAAAAUGCAAAUCAAAGAGAGCAAUAGAAAUUAGCAUAGCUCUCAGCCUCAAAAUAGCAGACUGGCAGUACAGACUUGAGGGGUUGGAUGACUCAUUCCUGUUCCAGUGAAUUCUUUUGGUGUCAUGGCCGUCCAUCUCUAUUUGCCAUCAAUACUAAAACAGGCCAGUCAUCUCAUUUCCGGGUUGUGGGAUUUUGUUAUGUGCAGUGGGAUGUUUGCUUCGCAAAUGUCUAAAGCAACAACUAUACCCAUUGUGAAGUGCUUUUGACUUUGCGAGAUCAUGCUGUGUGGAUGCAAGAUUUUUUUUCUUCCUACUUGCUUUCUGGUAGGUCCUACUAUGCCUUUUGGCAGCUGUCACAUUAGCCUGCAGAAUAAUAGUUACCAGACUCUGAAAAUAAUUCAUUGUUCAAGAAGUCUUGAAAUGUGAUGAGUUGUUGUGUAAAAAGAUCAGAGAUAAUGGGGACUGCAGAUGCUGGAGAAUCCAAGAUAACAAAGUGUGAAGCUGGAUGAACACAGCAGGCCAAGCAGCAUCUCAGGAGCACAAAAGCUGACGUUUCGGGCCUAGACCCUUCUUCAGAGAGGGGGAUAGGGAGAGGGUUCUGAAGUAAAUAGGGAGAAAGGGGA